Patiria miniata (bat star) is the source of this 827-nucleotide messenger RNA. RefSeq names its product serine/arginine-rich splicing factor 7-like. The record is from RefSeq and is a predicted model, not a curated record. The transcript has 6 exons. The coding region runs from base 125 to 757 and encodes 210 amino acids. Gene Ontology annotation, molecular function: zinc ion binding; RNA binding. Lineage: Eukaryota; Metazoa; Echinodermata; Asteroidea; Valvatida; Asterinidae. Gene Ontology annotation, cellular component: nuclear speck. Gene Ontology annotation, biological process: mRNA splicing, via spliceosome.
GCGCUCGAUCAAUCAUGCACGCGAGGUUGAAAUUUGAAUAUCGAUUAUCGAUAAAUUUACUAAUAUAGUAGGACGCCCUCUACCGAUGUUUUAGCAUUUAGACGCGGAACCAUUAAAACAGAGAAUGUCUCGCUACCAGAGCAGCAGUCGUGACAGUCGCGACAGUCGGUCGUCUAAUCCAGAUUGCAAGGUCUACGUUGGUGGACUGGGAUCUUCAUUUGACAAACAUGACAUCGAAGAAUCGUUCAAAUCUUUUGGACCAUUGAGGCAUGUGUGGGUGGCAAGAAAUCCGCCAGGUUUCGCCUUCGUUGAGUUUGAAGAUCCUUUGGACGCGGAUGACGCCGUGAGAGGGCACAGAAAGCGAAUCUGUGGCCGUGACGUGACCGUGGAAAUGUCAAGCGGUGAGCGCAAGAAUCGUCGCUUCGGCGGCCCAGGGGGUUCCAGGCCCCCGCCCCGCCGCGCCAGCCGAAACGACAAGUGCUAUUUCUGCAGCGAUUACGGCCACUUUGCUCGGGAAUGCCCCAAGAACGACGGUAGAGGGGGUGGCGGUAGACGCUACAGCGGUGGUGGGGGUGGGGGUGGCGGCUAUGGGGGGCGCAGCCGAGACAGUCGUCGAUCCAGGUCUCGCUCUAGGAGCCGUAGUCGUAGCCGCAGCUACUCGCCACGUCGUCGGGAUAGCCGCAGCAAGUCCCGCAGUCGCAGCAGAAGCCGGUCCCAUUCGCAUCACCGUCGUAGUUCUUCUCACGAGAAGGAGUAGCGACUUGAAGCUUUGGCUGAGCCCUCUGGCCGAGCCCUCGGCCUCGGAGCAGCCUCCAAAACCAAAAAAA